Scatophagus argus is the source of this 4931-nucleotide messenger RNA. It is a transcript of the gene smap1, whose product is annotated as small ArfGAP 1. Gene Ontology annotation, molecular function: metal ion binding; GTPase activator activity. The transcript has 11 exons. Bases 203 to 1525 code for a protein of 440 amino acids. The record is from RefSeq and is a predicted model, not a curated record. NCBI's taxonomy places the organism in Eukaryota, Metazoa, Chordata, Actinopteri, Scatophagidae. Gene Ontology annotation, biological process: regulation of clathrin-dependent endocytosis.
AGAAAAUUCCGACAGUCAUGAAGGCAGCAGGGCUGCUGCUGCUUUGUAUCCAUAUUACCUUGUUAGCAGGUUACGAGCUAACUGAAUACAGGCGGUACAGUGCGGCUACAAGGGGAUGUCCCAACCUAUUUAAUACAAGCUGAGGACUCCUUGGUUUUUGUCGGCUCUACACAAGCAGGACUAACUUCAAAACUUUAUCGAGAUGACGACGCGGUCGGAGAGAGAAAAAGCCCAGAAACUGAAUGAACAGCAUCAGGCCAUUCUGUCUAAACUGCUGAGAGAAGACGACAACAAGUACUGCGCUGACUGUGAGGCAAAAGGUCCUCGAUGGGCAUCAUGGAACCUUGGGGUGUUCAUGUGUAUUCGCUGUGCUGGCAUCCACCGCAACUUGGGGGUCCACAUCUCCAGAGUCAAAUCUGUCAAUCUGGACCAGUGGACACCUGAGCAGAUCCAGAGUAUGGUGGACAUGGGCAACAACAGGGCCAAACAGCUGUACGAAGCCCACCUACCAGAGAACUUCAGACGGCCACAGACAGACCAAGCAGUGGAAGUGUUCAUCCGGGACAAGUACGAGAGGAAAAAGUACUAUGACAAGGAGGCCCUGGCUACUGCUUCUCAGAAGUCGUCUGAAGCUGCUCCUCCCUCCACUUCGCCGUCCUCGCAGGCUGACAGGAGCAGACAGGAGAAAGAGCGUGAAAAGAAGAAGGAGGAGAAGAAGAAAGAGAAGGAUGCUGAAAAAGUGGAGAGACACAACAACACAAAGCAGUCAGAGUGCAGAGCCAAUCCCAAGGAAAGCACAGAGUCGGCCGUGGACCUGCUGGGCCUGGAUGCUCCAGAGGGUGGUGGGAAGGGCUCGGGCAGUGCUGCGCCAAUCAGCGAUGAACUGGACAUCUUUGGACCAAUGGUUUCCAACCCUCUUCACUCAUCCAACACACAGCAGGCUCAGACUGGUUCCAGUACAGCACCUCAGCAGGUGGACCCCUCCACCUCCUCCUCUGCCUCCCCCUCUAUCUCCACCACUACCACCACGAAGGCAGAGCAGAAGAAGCUUUUAUCUAAAGACUCCAUCCUGUCUCUGUAUGCCAGCAGCUCAGUGGGCAGUCAACCGCAGAGCCAGCAACAGCCUGCUCCAGGACAAGCAGGUAUGUACAUGGGCCAGCCUCAGAUGCAGUUCACUCCACAGGGUUUCGCUCCAGGGAUGGGCGGAGCUGUCCCACCCACCACCAUGAUGAGCGGAGGGUCCAUGAUGCCCAGUAUGGCUCUGCACAACGGGGGCUACGCUGGCAUGCAGCAGCAGGGCGCAAUACCAGCCAACCAAGGACAGAACUUGUACAAUAUGCAGCAAGGACAGCAGCAAGGACAGUGGAAUAUGAACCAGAUGACGCAGCAGAUGUCAGGCAUGGCCAUGAGUGGUGGUGGGCCAGCGGCAGCCGCUUUUAGCCAGUCAGGGGCCCCCGCGGCUGUUUGGCCCGCGGCUUCACCUGCGCCUUCCGGCCAGACCCUCAGCACUCAACUCUGGAAGUGACGAGAAGGCGGUCCUGAGGAUGAGUGGGAGUGAUGCUCCUGAUUCACCCUUCUCCUCACUGCCCAGAAUAAAGAACACACAGCAAAGAGGUUUGACUGCACACCUCCACCAUGCUUCCUUUAAGACAAACUACAAUGACAUCACAGUGGGUGGAGUGGAAAAAAAAAGAGAAAAAGACAGACUGGCAACUGCUGUUUCCAGUCUUCUUUCAUCUUUCCCUUUCCUUUUUGAUUUCCUUCAUUUGUUGUUGUCUGAAGAAAGAGACAAAAACAGCAGAAUUGACUAACAGGAAAGCUGCUGGACCAGUAACUCAGAGUGUUUGUUCUAGUAAUAUUAUAUCAUUACCAAAAUGGAUAGUUAGUGAAUAGUCUCUCAAUACUUACCGUAGAUAUGGCUAUCUUGUGGUUGGUCUAUGCUACCCUGUCCUCUCCCCUUCCUCUGCUGUGUAUAUUGUAACCCCCUCCCCCCUUACUGCCCCCCACCGCCCCACCCCUGAUAGGGCGAGCAGAGCCUCGUAGCAGAUAAUCGUCUGAACAGUACUGUAUUUAUGUGAAUAAGAUGUGAACCUUCCGCUUUUUCAGAGCCAUAGGAGAGAGUCUGAUACUUCCGUUCCCAGUGUUUGGUUCUCUUCGUCAUGUGACAGAGGAGGCUCUCCACUUUAUUUUAAAGUUCUUUUGACCAGAGCACAAAGCUCCCUAUCCAGCAGAUUUUACUUUGCACUGACUCACCAAGUCCUCAUUCCAAAAUUUUACCGCUUUCCCAAAAACAAAUUUUAAACAUUUUAAGUAUUAUAUAUUUAAGGUAAUCAGUGUCUCCUUACAACCACUUGAAUUCUCUUUUUCCCACAGCAGCCACCUUACAAUUGCCUCGGCGGCUAAGAUCUUAUACACAAGUGGUUCCUGACCUUAGGGUGUCGUCAUAAGAUACACGUGAAGGAUAGCGAGAUCAUUGGAAAUAAGAAAACAAAUUACACUUCUUAAUCUUUGUGUUUUAUUGUGAAAUAGCCUUGCCUUUCAGGACUCCCAACCAUAAAAAUCUCUUAAAUGAGCAGCAAAUAUCAUUUCUUUCAGCUCUGUUUAAUUCAGACUGUGACAAGGAGUCACACGCAUUUUAAUUUAACAACUUAAAUCAUUUUGCCCCCACAAAUGCAAAACGACUAAAACAUGCCUGAAACAUCUAGAUUUUAAGGCAUACAUGUGUAAAACAUUUAAGCUAAAAGAAAACCUGGCUGUCAUUCUUCUGCUUAUACGAAACAACGCAACUAAGCUUAGUUUGUGCCAGAUUUUCAAAUCAAAUGACUUUGGCAAAUACCCUGACUCACUGUUUUGUCGAGAGUUAUACUAGAAGAUCGAUACGAGCCUCAUGUUUGUGUGCAGGGGGUCUAACUGGGGCGAUCAGCCUAGCUUAGCAUAUAGACUGGAAGCUGGGGGGAACGGCGUCAUCUGUAAAGUUUACUAAUUAACUAAAGUUAAUUAAAGAGGGUUUAUACCAAUUUCCUGUCUGUAAGUUCAAAGUUCACUAAAGUUCACUAAUUAGCAUGCUUUUUGUCAUUUGUUCAGUGCAUUCACAAGCAAAAAAAAUAUGUGCUUGUAGUUAUUGGAAGUUUUCUGCUGGAACUAUUUUUAUAGACUCUGGACACAACUAGAGAACAACUGUCCUUCAAGUCUGCCAUUCAGGCUAAGCUAAUCACCUCCUGCCUUUAGCUCCAUACUUAACACACAGACAUGAGAGUGGUAUUGAUCUUCACAUUUUAUUCUCCGCAACAGAACUAAUAAGUGGAUAUGCCAAAGUGUCAAGAACAUAAACAUUCAGUUAAGCAAUCAGUUCCAGUACAGACUGAAUAAACACCUAAAGGUACAGAUCAGCGUAACUGAACUUCUGAAAACUGCAAUAUUCACGUCACAGUUUGAGGGACCACUCUAAUUCAAAACAGCUACGAAGCCAGCUGUCUGACAUUUAGACUGAAAUUCUUCUUUUUGGAAUAACUCAAUUUACAGUGUAGAUAUUUUACUCAUAGUGUAAAAACAAAACCAGACAUUAUUUAAAUUUAUUGCCCUGCUUUAGUUACAAGUAGAUAUUCCUUUGCUCAAAAGAGUCAAAAACUGUCGGUAACCACGGACAUAUACAAUAUAUACGUAUAUACACCAUUUGUCCGGUUGUUCAGUUCCAGUAUUUUUGUCAGCUGAUGAUGGUCAUCCAGCCCUGUUUGUUUUACUGCCAGCUGGUUAAAAACGAACCAAAACUCAAGAUAUCAAGGAUUCCCUUCAAGUCUCAGUAAUUGCUGGGCGGUCCCUGGCUCCCCUGGGUGUCUGUGGUCGCCGUGCUGUGGUGCUUUGAAGUGUUUUACAACCAAACGAGCUGGGUUCACUGGAAACUGGGCGCCGACCCAGUUAAGACUUUCCUUCUCGUUGAAAUGAACCUUUUCCCUAGCGAACCCCCGAGGCAAAUGAAAGCACUACUGGAAUCACAGCAGUUUGUCUUUACUGCACUUUAAAUAGCAGAGCAGGUACUGUAUCUCUUGCUGUGUUGUGGGUGCGUUUCUCAGAUCAUUACAUAAGUGAACUGUCAGUUCACUUUCAACUGCAGGGUAGGACUGUCAGUCUUUUUCUUUUAUUAAAAAUGGAUGUGUGUGACUCCCAAAAUGUUGCUCCCUUCACACAGGAUGCUAUAACCAUAUGUUCUGCUAUCCGCCAUCUUUAUUGUGGUGUUUUGUUGUGUGCAGUAGAAGAGAAGCACAGUUUGUCUGAUGCAAAUAAACCUGGAUGACCCUACUGAGGGCUAGAAAGGCAGGAUGAGGAUCAGGUUUGGACAGUGCUAGCAAAAGGGGACCUGUAUGAAAAUGCUGGAUGGGUCCCGUCGCCACUAUAUAGUCCUUGUUUAGCAGGAGACCGAACAGAGGAGCAAGAGCAGAAAUGAACUAACACACACACAUGCACACAGAGUUACACUCAGAGAUUCAUGUCCAUACACACAGGGUCCCUCUGCCACGCAAUAACUGUAACACCCUCUUUCACGCGUGGUUAAUGUGAACAACGCAUAGAUUUAAUAAAUCUAAUGUCCUCCAGGUUUAUUUCCAAUGUGUUUACAUUUUCUGGUGCCUAGUACAGAGAGAAAAAAAAGUGGUUUCUGUGAAUUCAAAAAUAAACAGGAAUUAUUCUGUGUUCAUCUCUGUCCAGUAACUGUAAAAGUAUAGUUUUAUCGUUUUGGGAUUUUUAUUUUUAAUUUUUUUUGUUUUGCUCCUUUUUUCUUGUUCCAAGUUUUACAAGAGGGUCAUUUAAAAUAAAAGCUGUUGAAUUCUGGAUUUAGUCCUGUUUUUAUCAGUUAUUGCGUUUACAUUGCACGCCAACACCUCUAGAACUUCAGCGAUCAGGACAGUACUGCCGUUAACACUGGAGUUGUGAAACUA